UUCAAAACAAAAAUAUGAAACACCCAAUAUAAAACUCACAAACAUCACUCCUCCACAAACAAACUCCUCAUCAAAGCCCCAACACCCCUAAAACCCAUUUUCUCAACCUCCCAACCCCAAAAACCUCACCAACCCCUCCACCCACCUCCUCAACCCCCAAAGCCACCACCCCCAAUUAACCCCUCCACUUCAAAAUGCACUAAAACAGAAGAAUAGCUGCAUUCCAGCCACUUUGGAGUCACUGGGACUAUCUUAUAGUUAAGAAAAUGGAAAUGAACUGGAAAGAAGAGUGAAGAAGGAAUGAAACUGUAGCUUGUGGAGAGGUAAUGGAGUAUGGAGAAUUAUACUGUGCUUUUGAAAGUUAUGAGGAAGAUUCAGAAACUUGAGUCCACUUCUUGACAGCUUCUUAAAUUAAGUUGAGGUGGAAUAUAUGGUUCUUUAAGAAAUAGCUGGCGUGAGAAGUAUAAUGCGGUAAAAAAAGAGAAUUAUAAGAACAAGAUCAUGUUGACUGAAAAAUAUAAUCCAGCAUAUAAAGUUCUAGUUUUAGAUCACUUUUGUAGUCGAAAAUAAACUUUUGAAUUUUCAGAGAUUGUGUAUUCCAAUUUGUAAAAGUUUAGCAGAUGCUUUAUGAAGUGUGAGGAUUGGUUAUUUUCAUAUCUCACAAUAGUCUUUCAAAAGAUUUGUUUGCAUCCCUCACAUUCAGAAAUUGAGCAUUACAGAUUGAAAGAUAAAUAGAAGGCAUCAGAUUUUCUUCUCACUCCAAACACUCUCUUAAAAAGUUAGGAGUGAGAGGAUUCAAAUAACACAUUUGUGGAAGAAUGGAGAGAAAACCCUGAGAGGACAUGUUAACUAAUAAUAGCCAUCUCGAAGUGCUCCCUCAAAAAUUCUUUAAAUUCUGUUGGUUACGGUCUCUUUUGAGCAGAGAAAGAAUCUGUAAAAAAUUAAUGUGUGAGCUUGAGCUAACCUCAAUCGAGUUCAGUGGAAGAAAUAGCAAUAAAAGACAUUGGUCAAUUAUGUAUUAACCAAUUCUUC
Molecule: messenger RNA, 1032 nt
Organism: Moneuplotes crassus
Lineage: Eukaryota; Ciliophora; Spirotrichea; Euplotida; Euplotidae
Source: the annotation of a GenBank genome assembly